Messenger RNA from Oryza brachyantha (malo sina), 1515 nucleotides. Its product is annotated as phosphatidylglycerophosphate phosphatase PTPMT2-like. The record is from RefSeq and is a predicted model, not a curated record. Bases 255 to 1298 code for a protein of 347 amino acids. Gene Ontology annotation, biological process: protein dephosphorylation. The transcript has 6 exons. Gene Ontology annotation, molecular function: protein tyrosine/serine/threonine phosphatase activity; phosphatidylinositol-4,5-bisphosphate 5-phosphatase activity. NCBI's taxonomy places the organism in Eukaryota, Viridiplantae, Streptophyta, Magnoliopsida, Poales, Poaceae.
GUGAGCGCGAGGGAAGGGGGAGGGGUGGGGAGGGGGGGAUUUCUCGAUUUCUUCCGCGCGUUUGCGGAAUCGCGAAUUCAAUUCGAUUCCGCUCCACCACAUCUCGCCACCCAGCUACUCCGAUUCGCGCUGCUCGCUUUUCCCCCUAAUCGAUUCCUUCUUUUGGGCGUUUUUUUUUUUCUCCGGGGGGAGGAGGUGAGGUGAGGUUCGGAUCGGAUCGGGGGGCGAUUUGGGUGCGGGGUGGGGGUGGCGAGAUGCGGAUCGAGGAGCUUCCCGGCGAUUCCGGGGGAGGCGGUGGCGGAUCGGCGGUCGCGGCGGCGGCGGCGGCGGGGGAGGAGGGUGGGGUGGUGAUGCGUGUCGCUUUCGACGCGAAGCGCGCGGCGGUGGGCGUCGGCGCGCGGAUGCUGUUCUACCCGACGCUGGUGUACAACGUCGUCAGGAACCGCUUCGAGCCGCACUUCCACUGGUGGGAUCAGGUCGACGAGCAUGUUCUACUGGGCGCUGUUCCGUUCCCCAGUGAUGUUCUACGGUUGAAGGAGCUUGGAGUUUGUGGUGUUGUCACACUGAACGAAUCGUACGAGAGGCUGGUUCCCAGAUGCCUGUAUGAGGCUCAUGGAAUUGAAAACCUGGUGUUACCAACUAGAGAUUAUCUUUAUGCACCAUCAUUUGAGAACCUUUGCCUUGCUGUUGACUUCAUCCACAGGAAUGCUCUUUCUGGGAAGUUGACAUAUGUUCACUGCAAAGCUGGACGUGGACGGAGCACAACAGUUGUUCUUUGCUAUUUGGUGCAAUACAAACAAAUGACCCCAGUCGAAGCUUAUGAACAUGUCCGGUUACGGAGGCCAAGGGUUCUAUUAGCUUCUGCACAGCGUCAGGCUGUUGAGCAAUUCUACCAGCUUAGAGUUAAGAAAUCCGGGAAAUCCAGUUGCCUCGACAAUCCCAUCAUCAAACCACCAAUGUUCCUUGCCACUCGCAACCUUAUUGCAUUUGACGAGAAGACAUUCGUGAUGGUUUCGAAAUCGGACCUUGAAGGGUAUGAUGCGGACACAUUGGCAGUAAAUGUAGGCAGUGGCUUGUGGGAGAUAAGCCUAGUAUACCGCGUGCAGUUUGCGAGCCAGGCAGCAUUUGCAGGGUUUUCAUACUUGUGGGUACGAUGCCGUGCGCCCCAUAAGAACAAGGAGGCGCCCCCUGUCCCAGAGAAUAAUAACAGUGUGGGGAGCGAGAGCUGCUCCCUUGAGGCGGAGCAACUUGCAAAAGCUCACCCAUGUUUGCUUCAAGGUGUCAUGGUUAAUCCAUGAUCGUUCGACUUGCAUGCGUCCUUUCUUUUCUUUUCUUUUUUGUCUGGCAACCCCCCGUAUAUAUUAAUGCCAAGAACAUGCAAUGUGAAGUCCUUAGCUCCAGUCUCCUCAGCAAGCAAAGAGUGCAGUUGCUUGGGUAUGUACAUAUCUGUAAUAAGUUGACUUCUACAUGUACAGAGGUAAAUGACAAGGUAUCUCAAUCAAAUUGCUGACCAUA